AUGUCAACAGCAAUAUCGUUAUAUGCAUUAGUUGUUAAUACAUUUACAAGCUUGUUAUUAUAUAUAGUAGUAUUAUUCUCUAUAUUAUCGUCAAUAGGUUUAUCAUUUUUUGGUAUAGUACAGAUUGAUUAUAUAUUUAAUCAUUUUUAUGAUAGCUUUAUAUCUUCUCUAUUUUGCUCUCUCAUUCCAUUAUUUGUAUUAGAAUUAUUCUCUUCUAUCAUUUAUAUAUGCAUUAAAAAAAGGAAAAAAGGAUAUAUAGAAAGACGAUUAAGAGCGCUAAAAGUACUAAUUAAUGAAAAUCAAAAUAAAGAAUCCAAAGAAAACCUUUUAUUUUUACAAAUAGAUUUGGAGAACAACCAAUUAACCACAUAUGACAAAAAUUAUAAAUAUUAUUUAACUAAUUAUAAAGAUAAAAAAUAUAUAUGUAUAGAAAAGAAAACAGAUUAUUCCACUGAUGAAGAUGAUAAUAAUCAAUAUUCUUUAAGUCUUGAAGAUGAUUAUUAUCAAAAAAAUAAAAAUGUAACAAAGAUUAGUUCCAUAUCAUAUAAUGAUAUAAGUGAAGAUUUGAGUUUUGUUCAUUCUGGAAUUAAAAAAUACGAAAAAAAACAUGGAUCCAAUAAUAAGAAAAAUAAAACUGAAAAAAUAAAUAAAGAAGCUAAAGUAAAUAAAAAAGACGCAUCAAAUGAAAAUGAUCAAAUUGAGGAAAGAGAUAAAUAUAAUUUGACUUAUAAAUUUCCAUUAGAACAAAAUACACAAGAAAGUUCUAUCAGUUUUCAAAAUAUACCACAUGAACAGGAUAUAUGUGAAAAUAAAAUCAUAUUGAAUAAUGUAUGUGAACAAAAAGACAUUUCCAAUGUAGAUAUAUCAAACAACCAAAACCUUGAUACUUCAAAAAAUGUUAGUUCAUUGUCAUAUAUUAAAAAUGAAGAAAAUCUUCGAAAAGGUUCAAAUACCAAUAAAUAUAAUUUAAAUUCUAAAGAAAUUACUAUUGUUGAUACUUAUAAAAAAUCGGUAACAAAAACAUUGAUGCCUUCUGAGCAUGAAAAUGUAUCUAACAAAAAUGAGGAUAAAAAAAAUGAUAUAGAAAAAGAUUCAAAUAAAAAAGACUCUAAAGCAGUAAAAAAUAAAGAAGAAGAAAAUGUAAUAAUCGAUAAAUUUAUUAAAAAAAAUGAUGAAUCACAGGAAAUAACUGAGGGUUCAUAUAUCGAACCAGCAAAAGAUAUUCAAAAAUCAUCUGAAGAAAAAAAAAAUACAAAAAACAAUCAUAAAGAAAUGAAUCAAAAUAAGCAAAUUGAAGCAAAAAAAAGUAAUAAAAGAAAAGUUUCAUCGAACAAAAAUUUAACGCACAAAGAGAGACAUAGAAGUUUGUCAAGCAACUUUGUACAAAAUGAAGGGGGAAAUAAAAUCGAAAAAAUUGAGAAAACAAUGAAACAUGACAAAGAUAAAGGAUCAAAAUUGGAAUUAGCUACUUCUGUUUUGGUAAAGAAACAAGAAGAUAUAAUGAUUAAUAUUGAUGAAAAUGAUAAUAAACAAAAGGAAACAUAUGAUCAGAAUAAAAUUAUAAAUAUAACCCCUGAUUAUUUUACAUCUACAAAAAAAUCAAAGAAAGAUACUAAGGAUAGUAUAUCUUUAGAGCAAAAACAAAAAAAUGAAUCAUUAGCAAAUGAUACCUUAAAGGAUGUAAAAAUGGGGCAAUCGCAAACAAUUUUAAAAGUUAAUAAAACACCAGUAAAUGUUACUGCUCUACCAGUUAUUACUACUACUAUUAAUAAUACACACCAAAUUAUAAAUCAUAAUAAAAAUGUUAUAAAUGAUUGUGCCUCAAUAAAGGAAAGCUCGAAUACAGCUGAUCGAAAAAAACCUAUAGUUAAUAAAACCAAGUUAGUUACAAAUAUGAAUACAUUAAAAAAAAAUAUUAGUGAUAUAAAUUUUACAGAGGAAAAGAAGGAAAAAAUAAAUAAUGAUGACGAAAAAAAUAUAUUAAAUGUAAAAAAUUUAUCUGAAAAAAUAAAGAAUCAUGAUAAAAAAAGAAAUACUAGUAUUGAUAUGAAAAAGACAACAGAAAUAAAUAAAGAACAAAAAGAAGAAUGUAAAAUAAAAGAAAAAAAUACCAAAGAAUGUGAAAAUGUUUUAAAGGAAAAAAAUAAGACAUUGAUAAAAAAUAAAAAAAUAGAAGAAUUUACCACUUUGAAUAAAAAUGAAACUAAAUUAAUUAAUGAAAAUGAUGCGAAAAUCUUGCCGCAACCCAAAAUCGUAGAUUCUACUGAAGAUUCAACAAUAAACAAUUCAUGUGAAACUAAUAAAAAUUUAUCUUUUGGUGAUUCUUUACCAUGUCCAGAUAAUUCGAGUAAUACAAUUAAUUCAUCGAGUCCGAAGAGCAUCCAAAAGGAGAGCGAAAAAGUAGAAGUGGACAAAAUUGAAGAGGUGGAAAAAAUUGAAGAAGUGAAGGAAAUGGAAAAAGUGAAAAAAGAUGAAGAAAUAGAAAAAAUUAAAGAGGUGAAAAAACCCGAAGAAAUAGAAAAAAAUGAAGAAGUGAAAGAAAUUGAAGAAGUUGAAAAAGAAAAAGAGAUGAAGGAAAUGGGAAAAGUGGAAGAGGUGAAAAAAGCCGAAGAACUAGAAAAAAAUGAAGAAAUUGAAAAAGAAAAAGAAGCAGAACAAGUAAGUGAUGAAAAAAUCGCUGAGCCUGAAAUAAAACAGGAGACAGAGAACGAAACAAAAGAAAUUAAGGAAGAAAACCAUAAUGAUGAAAUGGAUCAAAAAAAGAAAAACGAAGAAAUAAUUGAAGAUAAAAAGGUGUUAGAAACAGAGGAUAAAAAUAUAAGUAAAGAAAUAAAAGAAGAAAUAAAGAUCACUAAAUUGGAAAUGAAAAACGAUGAAUACCCAUCAAAUAAAAGUAAAGCCCCAUUUAGCAAAAGCAAUAAUAUUCUUCAAGACAACCUUUUAAAAAGUUCCAUAUUAAAUGAGCCUGUUGUAAAUGAUAAGAACAAUAAGAAACAUUUGCUCAUACAAGAUGAAGAGGAUAAAAAGAGUGACAAAAGUAAUAAUAAUCCCUCCUUAAAAAAACAUGUAUCAAAUAAUUAUAAAAAAAAAGUAGAAAAUGAAACAUUCUUAAUCAAUUUAAAAAAUGUAGAAAAUAGUAAUAGUGUUAUAAAUUCAAAUUUGAAUAGCGAACAUGUUGAAGAUUUUAAUUUUGAAAAUGAUGUAAAUAAGGUUUCUCAAAAUACACAUAAUUUUUUAUUAUACAGCAAUGGAAGUAAUAAAAAUGAAGCCAUAUUUUCUAGUAACUUAGGCAGCCACCCAGUAAGUAAUUAUUUGGAUAAUAAUACAGAAAAUUAUAUUAAGCCUUAUAAUGAUGCAUUUGGUAACUCAAAUGGAUUUAACAGUAAUUCUCUUAAUAUUAAAACAUGUAAUACAUUAUUAGGCGCAUCACAAUCCAAUAAUUGUACUGAUUCUUCGUAUUUCGUAGCUAGUAAAAAUCGCAGUAACAGCAAUAAUAAUGCAAGUGUUAAGAUCAGUAGUAACAGUAAAACUCGAAUUAAUAAAUGGCUUGAUCUUAACAAUGAAAAUAAAAGCAAUGAGGUUCCCAAUGUUAAUUCUGUAAAUCCAAAUGAACCUUCAAAUUCGAAUUCAUUAUUUAAACAAAGAAAAUCCUUUUUUGAAAAUCUUAAAAAAGAUAGAUCAUUAAACAAUAAUAAAAACAAACCAGAAAAUAAUAACGAAUUAAAUGUUUUUAAUAAAAAAAACAAUAAAAAUUUACUAGAAAUAAAUAAUUCUAAUCUUUUAUUUAAUGUAUCUAAAAUCAGUUCAAAUGAUUCUUCAAUUAAAAAAAUAAGUUCUAAUGCCAUUACGAAGGACAAUAAAUUACCAUCACAUAACACAGAAGACAAGCCCUUAACAAUUUUAAAAACAAAUAUAUAUGAUAAUUAUUACAUCAAAAAUGAUAAACUUAAAAAUAAUGGCAAAGAAACUAAGGAUAUAAAUAGCAAAAUUAAACAUGAUGACAACGAACACAUCGAGAAAGACAAUAAAGUUGAUUUAAAAAAAACAGAUAAAAUUCCUUCCUCUGAUGUCUCUAAAAAUUUAACACCCUUCUUUACCAAAUUUGAUACUCCCGACACCACAAAAAUCCAACAAAACAAAAAAGAUUCAACACUAAAUUUGACUAAUAAGCCUGAUGAUAUAGAUGCAAAUAAAAUGGGAUCAAAUAGUUGUAUUAUUGGAUCAGGUUUGACUCCAAAAAAAAAUAAUGAAAAUAAAAUAGAAUCGGCACCAAAAAUUGAUGAGCCUACUUUCAAUACAUUUUCCAAAACUGAUGAAAUAAAGGAUGCACAAGUAUCUAGUAAUAAUGAUAUAGAAAAUGAUAAAACUCACAAUCAGGAAUUUAAUAACAAUCAUAAUAUUAAUAUAAAAAUAACCGAUGUUACAGAGUUACCGAAAAAAAAUAUAAACUUAGAUAUUAUAAAUCCUAAUCCAAAUGAAAAAAAUACAAAUGUAACAACCGAUAAAAAGGAGGAUGAUAAAGUAUCAUUUCCAUUUUUCUUAGGAAAUUUGAAUCAAAAAAAGAAACCAACCAUUAACGAUUCAACUGGAUCUAGUAAAAAUGAAGACACAAAUAAGGUUGAAACUGUUGAAAAAAAUAAUAAUAAUAAAGAUUCGACAAGUUUAAUUAAAUUGAAUGACAAAACAAAACACCAAGAUCCAAAAAGUAACGAAAUAAAAGAAAAAAAUGGAGAGACAAAAAAAUCUAUGAAUAAAGGUUUUGAAAAAACUGAGGGGGAAACUAUUUUUCCAGAAAAAGAGUCAGAAUUAGAUUCGUAUGAUAAUGAAAUAAAUAACACUAUAUCUAAUAUUGACCAAAUUUUAGAGCCUAUAUCUAAUAUUGACCAAAUUUUAGAGCCUAUAUCUAAUAUUGACCAAAUUUUAGAGCCUAUAUCUAAUAUUGACCAAAUUUUAGAACCUAUAUCUAAUUCUUCUUUUUUUAGUUUAAUGAUAAAUGAUUCGAAUAAAAUAAAUCAAGCUUCGAAAAUAGAGGAUAUUAAAGAUGAUGAAAAAACAAAUUCAAAUGUUGAAGUUUAUACAGGAUUAAUUGGCAAAAUUUUAUCUAGUAAUAAAAUUGAAGAAACUAGUAAUGAUGUGUUAAAUGUAUCUUCAACCAAUUCGAACAAUAAGGAUGAAUCUGGUAUUUUAGUAAAGAAUGAAAUAAAAGAAAAAACUGACAAUAUAAAUGAAAAGAUAAGCAAAGUGGAUGAAAAUUUGAAUGAAGAAAAAGAGUCUAACCUAAAUAACGAAAUUGAUAAUUCAAAAGAUUCAUUGAAAAAUGUAGAACUCAAAGAAGAUAAGGAAAAAAGUGAAAUUGUCGUUGAUAAUAUUGAAUCUGAAAACAAAAACAACGAAAAACCUAUAGAGGAUAAUUUAGAAAAUAAAGAAAACCCACAAGACAUGAGCUUCGAAAAAACAGAAACCUUAAUCAGUGAAGAGAAAAUCUCAAAUGUAUCAAACACAAAAAAUUCUAAAAACAAUAAAAAUAAAAAAAAAAAAAAAAAAAAUAAAAACACAUAA
Plasmodium vinckei vinckei is the source of this 5559-nucleotide messenger RNA. RefSeq names its product conserved Plasmodium protein, unknown function. Lineage: Eukaryota; Apicomplexa; Aconoidasida; Haemosporida; Plasmodiidae. The transcript has a single exon. Bases 1 to 5559 code for a protein of 1852 amino acids. The record is from RefSeq and is a predicted model, not a curated record.